UGACAGCUCCUUUUAAGGCCAGAAUAGCUGUAUUAGUUUAAAGUGGCUAGUACAUGUAAAAAGUUUACAUAUUUGGACAACAUGUUCUCUGUGUAGAUCAAUAUAAUCCUGUACAUGGGGGACCUCGAGAAGGCAAAGCUUGGUGAUGGUGGAAUCCCAGACCGACAGAAGCUAAUUGAAGCUAGAAAAGACUUAGACAAAGUACUCGGUGUACGCCCCUGUCUUCGAACACAUUUGGAGAUGGCACAGGUAUACUACUACAUGGGUGUAGAUGCACUCCAGGAGAGCCUUUUGGUGGAUGAGAGUGCAAUAAAUAGUGCCCUGGUGAGUUUGUCUCACGCUCUGAAGUUUGAGCUGGGAGACUGCUUACCGGAACUUCAUGUGCUCAGAGGACGCUGCCUCCUCGUGAAAGGCGAGGAGCAGAACGCUGUAGACUGCUUCAAAAAAGCUCUGGAGUUAGAGAAACAAGGGAGCAGAGACACCACAGCCCUGCGCUGCCUCUUACAGGCUCUCCUGACUCUGUUCAUGCAGGGACACCCUGACCCUGGCAUUGUCAUCACUCAGCUGGAAAUGUGGGUGCUCAAGGCAGAGGAGCUGUACUCUCAGGACAUAGUGAAGGCUGAGCUGAGGUACCUUUAUACAACACACACGGCAGAGGUUACAGAGUUAUCGAGGGUUCUGAUCAAGACAGGACGCCUGGACCUAGUGAGGAGGCUGCUGGAUACAGUGGUGCCUAAACAGCUGGCUAAAAAGAGAUCACUGGUCUUUAGGUCGGUCUCAUUAACAUGAUGCAAAGAUGUGGCUUGAACAGUUAUUAAAGAAUGACUUAACAUCAUUUCAUGUAUUUAAAUAAACAGCUCUUACUAAGUGCUGCCUAUACAGCAUUUACAGGAUGUUUUCUCCAAACUGUGAUUAAUCUAUAGUUCUGUUUUUUGUAAGAUAAUAGCUGUAAGGUAUCAUAUUUUUUAGAGUGCUUCGCAAACUGAGUAGUUUUACAUCUUAAGCAGUCUUACUGCUAUUGCAAAACCCACACACUGUCCCACUACCUCUCACAUAGUAGAUAUUUUACCACUAAUGACCUGCAGAUGGGGGUAUAUACCAUAAAAUUGUUGAACCAAAAACAGAGUUGGCAACAAUGUAUUGUGAGCCUUUGAGAAGUGUGAUGUAAGUGUUUAUAGGACAUUUAAAAUUGCAUUUAAUAAAAUAAUGACUUUUGGAACACUUAA
Haplochromis burtoni (Burton's mouthbrooder) is the source of this 1226-nucleotide messenger RNA. Its product is annotated as tetratricopeptide repeat protein 22-like. Gene Ontology annotation, molecular function: protein binding. The transcript has 2 exons. Bases 115 to 789 code for a protein of 224 amino acids. Lineage: Eukaryota; Metazoa; Chordata; Actinopteri; Cichliformes; Cichlidae. The record is from RefSeq and is a predicted model, not a curated record.